Penicillium olsonii is the source of this 2580-nucleotide messenger RNA. The record is from the annotation of a GenBank genome assembly. Lineage: Eukaryota; Fungi; Ascomycota; Eurotiomycetes; Eurotiales; Aspergillaceae.
AUGGAGGGGAUUCAUCAUGGGCACGGGGAAGACCGCCCGAACCACCACAUGGCCUUUUCCGGCUUCGACCCGGACGCCCAUAUGAUGUCCGACGACUUCUCGCUUGACUCACCUUUCAGUGCCGGUUCCUCCAACGCCAAAGAUGGCGUCCUGGGGAGUCCAAUCUUCCCCGAGUGGACGCACGGGGCACCCCGUGGCGAUAGCCCCGACGAGAUGCAGAGGAAGGAUCCUCUGGCCGCCCAGAUUUGGAAACUCUACACCCGGACGAAAUCCCAACUGCCGAACCAAGAGCGCAUGGAGAACUUGACCUGGAGGAUGAUGGCCAUGAAUCUGAAGCGCAAGGAGCGGGAGCAGCAAGAACAGCAGGCACGUGCCUCGGAAACGUUGAGCCCGUCCAACAACAUUGCAAACAUGCAUCUCUCAGACAAUGUAUCCCCCGCGGAAUCCCACUCGCAUCCUAUGCAUAUGGAGACGACCCCAGACCCAAUGAACUUGGACGAUUUCAUCAUUCCCUUCGACUCUCCUGCCGAUCACUCUCAUCAACCGACCGAUCGCCCCUUCACGGCAGUGCCGUCGGGAUCCAUCCCCAUCAAAUCGCGCAAGGAUCAGGCGAUGAUGGAUCCGUCUGUGGCCGCUUCUUUCCCCCACCCUCCCCACGACCCCAACUCCGAGUUCGGAUAUGUGCCCCGUCGAGUUCGCAAAACGAGCGUCGACGAGCGGCAAUUCUUCGCUGGCCUAGGCGUGCCCACCCGCAAGCGACCUGCCGAGGCCUCGCCCCAGGUACCUCCCGUAUCCAACGCUAUGAUUUCGCAUCACUCGGGCCUCUCAUCAGCACUGCCAGAUUAUUCGCUGGACCACCCUCCCUCGACAUUCGCUCUCACAGGAAACGGCACGGUGGGCCCGCGCAGGCCCCAGCACUCACAUACGCAUUCGGGAGUGCCAUAUGGGCUCGACACCUUUGGCAUUGGCGAGGAUCAUGGAAUUCACUCGGCCGGACCUUAUCAGCAGAACUUCCAUUUCUCGCCUUCGGAAUCACCGAUGACGGCAGGAAAUCCGUUCUCGAACCUGUAUUCGCAGACGCCGCUUGCCUCGUCCCUCAACUCGAACGAGUUCUUCUCUCCCCCGCCCUCGGGCUACCAAUCGGCCGUGUCCACCCCGCAACCGAUUUACGAGGGCGAGCAGUCCAUGUUCUUCAAUGAUACGCCCUCUGAGUCUCUUCCUCAGCGCCGGAUCCCGAACUACAUCCAACAGCGUCAAUCUAACCUGUCCGCUUCCCUGCACAACCGCUACAUGUACAAUGUUUCCAACGGCGAGUCCCAGUCGGGGAACUCCGCCACAGGAACCCCCACGACUCACGUUUCUGGAUUCUCAGUCCCGCAACACCAGCAUGUCAACCCUUCGCAGGUUCUUGGGUCUGGCGAGUUCUCCACAACAGCCCCAGCCAGCAGCAUGUUUACUUUUGGCGGAGACUCGGACAAUGAGGACGACGAUGGUGGUUAUGAACGCGGCGGUAUCGCAAUGCCGAACGACUUUUCUUCAUUGGAUGAUGCCGGCGACCUCGGCCCUCCUCUACACUGGGAUGGAGGCUAUGCCGGAUCAGUCCAGUCACUUCCAGGCUUUGGUGCUCACCCUAGAAAACAAGUUACGAUCGGAUCUACAGACAUGAUCGAUGGGCCGUCCGAAUGGAACCACGCUGGUUCUCUCGGUCGUACCCAUGGAUCUGCCGCCUCCGUGAGCGAAGUGCGCAAUCGUGAGCAAGACCCGCGCCGGUACGGAAAGGUACCGCGCACAGCCUCAACUCCCAAUGCCGCUGCUUUGCUUCGCCAGAACCUUAACGGCUCUGCCAGCGUACCUCCAACCACUCACCCGUCCCCUAGCACGCCUCCCGAGUCUGGUCUCAGCAGCGCUGUGCCUUCGCGCCCAGGCAGCCCUGGUGGCUCGAAGAACGGUGACCCGAACGCAGGGCCAACCACCUGCACCAACUGUUUCACUCAGACCACGCCUCUAUGGCGACGCAACCCUGAGGGCCAGCCACUGUGCAAUGCCUGUGGUCUGUUCCUGAAACUUCACGGUGUCGUCCGACCCCUGUCGUUGAAAACCGAUGUCAUCAAGAAGCGAAACCGCAGCAGCGCCAACACUCUUGCUGUUGGCGCUUCUCGAUCAUCCAAAAAGUCUUCCCGCAAGAACUCCAUUCACCACGCUCCAUCCAACUCCAUCGGAUCGCGCAUCAACGCAUCCGAGUCCCCGCCUUCAAUUGCCUCUUCCAGCGCGACUGGCAAGCCCGGCGUCGUUCCAAUCGCUGCCGCUCCGCCCAAGUCUGGUCCACCUGCUGGUGUGGCCCAGGCCCGUGCCGGAGUCCAAGUGGCUCCCAGGCGGCAGCGCAGACUCGAAAAAGCCCCCACAGGCUCGGAACCUGAUGCUGAAGAGAGCCCCAAGUCCAAUGCCCCCGCCAGCCGGUCCAAGGUUGUACCUUUGGCUCCGGCGAUGGCGCCACCUGCUGCCGCCAACCCGGCCAACCACAGUAUCGCCGGUGGACAAGGCGCAAGCCAGGAGUGGGAGUGGUUGACGAUGAGUCUGUAG